Trichobilharzia szidati is the source of this 2745-nucleotide messenger RNA. Lineage: Eukaryota; Metazoa; Platyhelminthes; Trematoda; Strigeidida; Schistosomatidae. The record is from the annotation of a GenBank genome assembly.
UGUGAGUUGAAGAAAGUAUGUUCACCAAAGACAACUAGUUAUUACCCUUUUACUGGUUGCUUUCAAUCUUUUCGCAUGUUGGCGAUGGCUAUUAAUUUUUGUGGGCUGAGCAUACGACUGCAUGGGCAAGAAGUGAUGAUCACUAUCGACAGUUCGAAAGUUUUUUCAACCAAGCAAACUUUUAUUGAAAAUCCAAAAAUAUUACGGGGUGUGGAGCCUGAUAUCCCUUGAUGACAAGUAUUACCUAAUUUUUGUGAAAAAGAGUGUCUUUAAAGUGACACUGGUUUUCCCGAUGAACACAUUGCUUAUCCUCGAGCAGACGACGGAAUAGUGCUUAACAGUGUGUAAGAAGCGCAGUCAAAUGCUGCAACAAUGGUCUUUGUGCUUAAAAAGUCAAUCUUGUUUGUAAACAACCCCAAUGAGUAGAUAUGUAAACGAGCAGUUCUAUUAGAAUCAACCAUCAUAUUUACCUUACUGAAUUGUUUCGACUUAAUUAUUCAAGGAAAAAUUUCAUUUUAGCAUGAAUUAAAUUAAUUCAAAUAAUUGUGUUCAUAUAGUAAACCGAAAAAUGUAGAAGAGGUUUUCGUAUAGUUCAUUACCGCUCGUUUGUUGUACCAAGCUUUUUUAUGACGCUUAAUUUAAGUGGAAACAAUUUGCCUCAUUCAAUACGUGCUGCUUCUAUCGGAACGCUUCGAUUUCGAUCGUAAGUUCAUUUUAAUAUGGUCACUGGGUAGGCGCUGCAAAAAGUUUUGCCCAUUGUUUCCUCAUGUAUUGAUUCCAAGUUUCGUCUAUAGGUUUCCCUCCAUUUCUUACACAAGAAUUGGGGUUACUUCUUAAAGUCACCUUCUCUACCGACUGUUCAACGUCAUACCAUGCAUUCGAUGAUGUGGCACAUCGAUUUAAAUACUUUCGUUCACAUGGCUUACGGGUUCACACUUUGCUCUGCUUACUUCAGUAUGUGUAGCCGGAUAGUAUCCACAGCACUCUUACGAUGAGUGUAGCCCUUAGCCCGGCACAUCUAAGAUCUAUUCCAGAUAUUGCGAAGGUCGACCAUUGGUACAUGGCUGCCCUAUUUUCAUUUUUUUGCGCGCUUUUCACCUUCUAUUUCUGCAUUAAUAACCGAAAGCCAGAAAAAUAUUUCUCGGAAUUGUCGUCUAAAACAGCUUAUCGAUUUUGUGGGUUGAAACCUUAUGGCGAGGAAAUUCCUAACAAGUUAAAACAAUGCUCUUUGGUUCACGUCAAUGCAUUAUUCAGACAUGGAACUAGAACUCCAAAUGCAAAGUCAAUCGUAGGAUUUGCAGAUGUUUACAACCGCCUGAAGAGAAGCUAUGAAAAUGGAUCCCCGAUUCCUCGUGAAUUUAUAGAGCAUCCAAUACCAUUUGAAGGUUCCGCAGUGAAAGAAUUAUUACCCACUGGGUAUGAAGAGCAUGAUGGCUUGGGAAGACGAUUUCGCGAUCGUAUGAUAAAGUACUUCAACUUAACAGAUGAAAAUGUUCGUUUUUAUUCGAGUUCAAUAGAUCGUUCUAUUGCUAGUGGACGAGCCUUUUAUAACGGACUUAUAGACGGACCACCAGUUAAGCCAAUAUGGAAUCGUAAAUUAUAUUGUGGAGAUGCUGAAGUGCCAGACAGUUGUAUACUCGAUGAACCAACCGACGACAAUACUAUACAUCAUAAAAAUAUUAAAAUUAAUGAUGAUUUGUUAAGAUUUUUUGCAAAAUGUAAAAGUUACAUUGAAAAAAUUGAGAAAAAUAAAACAGCUUCUGUGGAGUAUUAUCAAUUUUUGAAAUCCGAAUAUGUAAAUACCUCUUAUGAAAACUUUUUACAAAGAUAUAAUCUCAACAGAGAGGAUUACACAUCAGAUGAUGUCAGAACAAUAUUCUUAGCAUGUUCAUAUGAAAUCGCUGCAAUGAGUGAUUUCGGCGAUAGUAUCUCUCCAUGGUGUAAACUGCUAACACCGUCUGAUAUUCCAGUUUGGGAGUAUUCUGCAGAUUUAAAGCAUUAUUGGCUUAAGUCGUAUGGUUAUGAGUUGAAUUAUAUACAAUCGUGUCCAUUACUCGGUGAAAUGUUAACACAGAUUACACAGGCUGUUAAGCAAUUCGCAUCUGGAGGUUUUGACCAAUCUGACGUGUCAGUACAUCGUGGAAGUUUUUGGUUUGGACAUGCAGAGACUGUACUACCCGUCGUUGCUGCCUUGGGCAUAUUUAACGAAUCUGUAGGUCAUUCUACAGUGCACAGAUUAACAGCGGAUAAUUUCGAUGAGAGAUUAAGCAUGCUUCAACAGGAUCCACCACCGCCAACAAUGUUUCGUACAGGUUAUAUAACACCAUUCGCUGGUAAUAUAGCCUUUAUGGUGUAUUAUUGUCCUGACUCGGAAGAAAGUACUAAUGAAUGGGAUAAAUUCCGUGUUGAAGUACUAGUCAAUGAGAAGACAGUCGCUUGGCCGUUAGCUAGUCGAGUACAACCGCCAACUCUGGAAGCACCAGGUGAUACAAAUGCUCCAUUAUCAACUGUACUUAAACACUUCACUGGUUGUAUGCCUGAUGUAUAUGAUCAUGACGCAGUAUGCUCACUUAAAAAAAACCCAUAGAUUAUUUAUAGUGUGUAUAAUAUUUUUCUUGUCACCCUCCUUCUCCCCCACCUUUUUUCUCAAUUGUUCAAUGAUGGCUAAUCAUGGAAUGAAUUCAUUAGAAACGAAAGCAGCUGACGAAUUAUGUAUUCUCUCCUUUUAGCUGCCGCUCAGCUCCU